Ictalurus punctatus (channel catfish) is the source of this 4308-nucleotide messenger RNA. It is a transcript of the gene cav4a, whose product is annotated as caveolin 4a. The transcript is spliced from 3 exons. Bases 354 to 920 code for a protein of 188 amino acids. Gene Ontology annotation, cellular component: caveola. Gene Ontology annotation, biological process: caveola assembly. Gene Ontology annotation, molecular function: molecular adaptor activity. NCBI's taxonomy places the organism in Eukaryota, Metazoa, Chordata, Actinopteri, Siluriformes, Ictaluridae. The record is from RefSeq and is a predicted model, not a curated record.
AAGAUGAGUGUUUUGUCAGAGGGCAGCAGUUGGCUAUAAACAUCGCAGACUGCCCCUUUAAGCUUAUGUCUAUCCAUCCAGUCGUGCAAAAAAUAAUUUGCUUUCAUUGAGAGGAAGGUGGGUCUGACCCUCCAUGUGCUUCUCUGGUUACUUACAAGAGGAGCGUUUAAAAAGUGACGGCCCAUCGUGCGGUAUUUAUAGCUCAUCUAGCAGGGGGUACAGAUCUUCCCACGGGGAAUUCUUGUAUGAGCACGGUCACUUUCCUAAUAUAUCCGUCCCUCGACCCCGGCACUGCAGCGACACAGCUAACACGCCGCUCAGAGUUUUACUGAGUUAAGGAGUUUUUUGUAUUCAUGACCGACACCAUGAUGCGGAGUACGAUCCCUGUAGAUACAGAGAUCGACCUAGGGGACUACGGGGACAGCGAGGACAGCGAGGACAGCGAGGGACAGCAGCCAUGGAAGACGCAGCUGGAGACGGUCAUGGAGGAAGAAGAAGAAGAGGAGGAGGAAGAGGAGGAUAUGGUUUCGACACAGAGUGACACAAGGCCUUUGAUCAAUGAAAGAGAUCCCCGACAGAUGAACGAAUGCCUGAAGGUGAGUUUCGAGGACGUGAUAGCCGAGCCGCUCUCAGUGCGCACCGGAGACCGGGUGUGGUUCUGGAGCAACGCGCUGUUCGAGGUGUCCCGGGUUUGGUUCUAUCGCAUCGUCACCGCGGUGCUCGCCAUCCCGUUCUCCAUCGUCGCCGGAGUUCUCUUCGCGUUCCUCACCUGCCUUCACAUCUGGCUUCUCACCCCCUGCGUAAAGGUAAUCUUCAUGAACACCAGCUGGCUGGAGAGGUUAUGGAGAAGCCUAUUGGACAUUUUCAUCCUCCCUGUCUACCGCAGCGUCUCCAAGUCCUGCACGAGCAUUAGCAUGUGACUGACGAGCGAAUGAAAAACUCACUCCUGGACCAUCUGUAUCUUAAAAGGAGCUUUCAGAGCAGAGACAUGAUCACCAGAUGUAGAGUGGUAGUGACAGGACUCUAUGGAUUCUCUUGGAAUCUUCUUCUUCUUCUUCUUUUUACAAGGAAUGACCAGAUAGGACUGGUGUCAUAGUUUUGUUAGGGAAAAAAUGUCCAAUCAGGAUCAGGACAAGAAAAUGUCAUGAUCAUCCUGUACCUAUCGACUAUACGGUAUACCGCACCAUUUAAGGAGAUUUGCCAUUUUGUAAGUCACGUCUAAAACCGUCAUCCAAUCCCACAAUGCUCUGCAGUAGACCGGUGUCCAAACGUGCUAGCGUUAUUAGUGAUGAAGAACGACAUUGUGCAUUAUGGUGGUGGUGAGACCAUUUGAACACCGUGAAAACUUUAAACACAAGUUAUUUUCGUCCCACUUUAAUCUUUAGUCUUUAAUACCUGUGUAAUUACACAUUACGCUAGACGGCAGUAAAAGCACUGUUUACCAUCAACUAAUCUUAUCAUACUGUAUAAAUAACGUUAACAGGCACCGGGAAUUUAUAACGGUGAAAUUUGUUUUGUUUUUUUCACAAACAUGCUAGUAAUAUGAUGGAAAUUACAUCUUAACGUAUAAAAAUGUAUUUAUUGGGGAAACACCCCCCCACUUGAUUCCUAUUGGUUAAUCCUGUUUCACAUCAUAGUUGCUGGUAGCCAAUAAAAUGUGAUGAAACAAACUGAGGGAUGAAAACACCUCAGGUUUAAGAAACCGUAAUUAUAUUUCAUGUAAACGUUUUUAUUUACUUUCCGAUCCUGCCUAGGAUAUCUCCCUGCAGUUCAGCUCACAUGGUGGUAAAAACGAGUCAAUCUUGGGCGGGGCGAUAUGACAAAAAUAUCAUAAUCACGAUACUUGAGGGCAUUUCUACGAUACACGAUGCGUAUCACGAUUUAUAAUUUAGCUAACAAACUGCCAGCAAAACAGCAGUAAAAUAACAAAAAAACAACAACGUUACACCGAGUUUAACGUCUACAAAGACGUUUUUUUUUUAAAAAUCACGUCAAAUCAACUGCAUCUGUUCAGUACUAUUUAAUUUCUAAUGAUUAAUAUAUAUAUAUAUAUAUAUAUAUAUAUAUAUAUAUAUAUAUAUAUAUAUAUAUAUAUAUAUAUAUAUAUCACCAUACCGACGAUAUAUCAGAAAAUUGUAUUGUGUAAUCAUCCAUCACGAUAUCGAUGUUAUAUCGAUAUAUCGCCCAGCACUUAGUCAAUCUGUCGAAAGAUGCGUAAAACCUACGUGAUUUUUCACUUAGUCAGUUUUAGCGUAUGAUUGCAGGUCUUUAAGGUAAUUUCAUCUGUAUGAACGAGGUACUUUUACCACCUCAGGUUACAUUACAAUUGUGUAACAAACACAGGUAUUUUUGUAACGCAAUAUAAACUCGGGCCGCCGUUUUUAAUCCUUUGUUGUUGUUGUUGUAGUUUUUUUUUUACCUUAAAUCUAUAUGAUGUUAUAAAAAGGCAGCCAAGGCUUAUCAAUCUGUCUCUCUUGUCUUAAAUUCAAAUUGGGCGACGUGCUGCAUUUUAUCCCAGCUAUUGAACUGAAUACAUGAAGCACCUUUUGUUUGAAAAAGAAAAUAUUAGUAUUCAAAUUAUUCUGCACGCUUCCAGGCCUGAUUAUUUGUAGCACACCAUUUUCAUGCUAAUGUGUGGCUAUUGAGCUGGGAGAGCUGGUCCAGUGGGUGGUUGUUGGUGGAUGCCUCCAUUUUUCUGCUGAUCUGAGGCCAGUUUUGACACUCUGACAACGAGCGAGGCUUGAACACCAGAACAAAAAGGAAUAUCAAUACCAAGGCUCAUUUUAGGGACGCGGUGUUCUCCAGACUGCUGAACAGUAAGAUCGUGAUCGUACACAACACGUCCGGCUCUUCUGAACAGCACCCUCUAGUGGUGGGAAGAGGGUAGUCGGUGCAUGAGAUUGUAGACACUUGUAACAAUUUUUGUUGUAUAAAACCCUAAUCAAUAAAACCCACCUUCUUUAUUUUUUUCAAAACCGGCUGUUCAGUCAGUGGUAUGGAGAAUGUGCUCUGAUUCAGCCCAUCUCUCUUUCUCUGUCAAAGGUAUGGUCUACAAGCGUGGCAUUUGGAAAUGACUAUCAGGCAUCUAUAUUUAAUCACAGUUCCUCUGGGAUGUUGUGUAGAUGCCUGGCAAAGAAACAGAAGUCCGAAUCAAAAUUAGACAUAGCCACACCCAUGGAGAAACUUCUCUUUGAAAGUGGCGAGAUUUUUGUUCUAUUUCUGUAAAAAGCAAAACAAAAGUCGAUGGUCAAACAGUCGGUUCAAUCCGGAGGUCAACCCUGUGUUAGUGUAAUCAACAAUUUACAACAGCAAUCAUGUUUGCUUCAGGAAGAGAUAACACAUGCUAUAUUAUUUUGUUAAUCUCGUAUGAAAUGAAAUGGAGCUCUCACAGUCAAACAAGCAAUGAUUUCAACAAAACUAUACCAGUGCUCAAAGAAAAAGAGAAGUAUCAAAUCAAGAAGGAAGCUAUGGGGGAAAUUAAUUCUUGCAAAACAACUUCUCCUGCACGGUGCCAAUAGUUCCGGAGUUUACUUUGUACAAACGAUCUGAUUUAUAAAAAAAAAAAAAAAAAAAAAAAAGAAAGAAAAAAAAAGAAAAAACCUCACCCACUACUGCUAAACACAUCCAUACAUUCACAAUGCUUGCAUUUCUGAAACACGCCAGCUUUUUAUUCAUCAAAUGGAUAUUCGUGCUGUAAAGUUCACGUGAGACGUGGCCUUGGAGACCUUGAAGUAUUUGGUACGUUCUGGAGAACGUUCAGUGUGGAAGUGCAUAGUCAGAACAUUUCAACUUUUCACAAUUUGUACGAGGAAACACAACUCGAUAAAACAUGCCAGAUGAGUUUAAAUAACUUCUCUGAUCCGAAAACGUUGGUCUCGCUACAACGUUCACGUUGGAAAUAUUAAAACUCGUGCUUAGAAUUAUUAAAACUUGUGCCAAUCAGAUCCCCCAUAGAAAAACACAGCACACAGGAGCGACCUCGCGAGAUAAGAAACGCACAGGAUCUGUCUCUUCGAGUCUCUCCAAGCUUUCAUACAGAAAUUGUCAGUUGUGCAGGGCGCCGAUCUGGGAUCUGCUCUCCGCGCCUUUACAGUAGCAUUAUAUACAAGGUGAAAGGCGAAAAACGGAUCCUAGCUCUGCGUUCUCGCUCAUAUUAAGCACCAGACUCGAACAGAGCCAGUGUAGAAAGCUGUACAAAGCACCGGCACUGAGAUCUUUCAGCUUUACGCUGCAGUUAACACCGUACGAAGCGUUACGGAGGGUUAUGAAACGCUGAUCAUUUGAGUCACAGCUUCCUCUCCGACCGGG